GGAGCGGAGCGGCGGCGGCGGCGCGGCGCGGGGCGCGGGGCGGCAUGGCCACCACCGCGCAGUACUUGCCGCGGGGCCCCGGCGGCGGAGCCGGGGGCACGGGACCGCUUAUGCAUCCGGAUGCCGCGGCGGCAGCGGCAGCGGCGGCGGCAGCCGAGCGGCUGCACGCGGGGGCCGCGUACCGCGAAGUGCAGAAGCUGAUGCACCACGAGUGGCUGGGCGCGGGCGCGGGCCACCCCGUGGGCCUAGCGCACCCGCAGUGGCUACCCACGGGAGGAGGCGGCGGCGGCGACUGGGCAGGCGGCCCGCACCUGGAACACGGCAAGGCGGGCGGCGGCAGCGCUGGCCGAGCCGACGACGGUGGCGGCGGCGGCGGUUUCCACGCGCGCCUGGUGCACCAGGGGGCGGCCCACGCGGGCGCGGCAUGGGCGCAGGGCGGCACGGCACACCACUUGGGCCCGGCCAUGUCGCCGUCGCCGGGGGCUGGCGGGGGCCACCAGCCCCAACCGCUCGGGCUGUACGCGCAGGCGGCCUACCCGGGGGGCGGCGGCAGCGGCCUGGCCGGAAUGCUGGCGGCGGGCGGCGGCGGCGCGGGGCCGGGCCUGCACCACGCGCUGCACGAGGACGGCCACGAGGCUCAGCUGGAGCCGUCGCCUCCGCCGCACCUGGGCGCCCACGGACACGCACACGGACAUGCACACGCUAGCGGCCUGCACGCGGCAGCGGCGCACCUGCACCCGGGCGCGGGCGGCGGUGGCUCGUCGGUGGGCGAGCACUCGGACGAGGACGCGCCCAGCUCGGACGACCUGGAGCAGUUCGCCAAGCAGUUCAAGCAGCGGCGCAUCAAGCUGGGCUUCACGCAGGCCGACGUGGGGCUGGCGCUGGGCACGCUGUACGGUAACGUGUUCUCGCAGACCACCAUCUGCCGCUUCGAGGCCCUGCAGCUGAGCUUCAAGAACAUGUGCAAGCUCAAGCCGCUGCUCAACAAGUGGCUGGAGGAGACCGACUCGUCCAGCGGCAGCCCCACCAACAUGGACAAGAUCGCGGCGCAGGGCCGCAAGCGCAAGAAGCGCACGUCCAUCGAGGUGGGGGUCAAAGGCGCGCUCGAGAGCCACUUUCUCAAGUGCCCCAAGCCCUCGGCGCAUGAGAUCACAGGCUUGGCCGACAGCCUGCAGCUGGAGAAGGAGGUGGUGCGUGUCUGGUUCUGCAACCGGCGGCAGAAGGAGAAGCGCAUGACCCCGGCGGCCGGCGCCGGCCACCCGCCCAUGGACGACGUGUACGCGCCCGGCGAGCUGGGGCCGGGCGGGGGCGGUGCGUCGCCGCCCUCGGCGCCCCCGCCGGCCGCGCUGCACCACCACCACCACACACUGCCCGGCUCCGUGCAGUGACCCCGCGGGCCGGGCCCCCCGCCGGUGCGCGGCGAGGCGCCGCGCGGCCUGAACUCUUUUUGUUCGGUUGCUUUGGAUUUUACAAAAAGCCCAGAAACUUUCGAAUAAAACCAAACACCCGGACGACCCUCUCCUGCGAGCGGCGAAGACGGCCGAUAGGCUGCGUCGCCCGAGCCCCGAGAGAGAGGAGCGAAGAUCCGGAACGCGCCAACUCACCCCGGGCAUCCUGCCCGCCGCCUGCUCCCUGCCCCCAACCCCUCGACGACCCCCGCCCCUGCCCCCCCGGGCUGUUCGGGGCCGGAUCCCGGCAGCGGCCUCCCCACAGCGACAGGUAACGCGGUACGGGGUUAGGGAUUACCCGGGAGAGAGGACGGAGAGGAGAGUUCCCCAUCCCUCUCCCCGGCGCGGAUUCCCGAGCCUGAGUGUCGAGGGUGGGGGACUGUCACUUUAUUCGCUCCACGCCUCUUCUCUCUCAUAAGGAUGCGCCCCAUCCCCCUUACCUUUCCUCCGGGCUUGGUUUUUUACAGUUUUUAUUUAUUCACGGAGCCUCUCGGCUCCUGGGGUCCUUCUAACUCCGCCCGCGCCCUUAAUUUAAAUCGCUGUAUACUGUAUUUAUCGGGGCCCCGGAGGGGAGGCCGCGAGAGCCGCGUCUGUGUAUAAAAGCAGGAAAUAGCCAAAGCUUUAAUCUAGCCUAAUUUAUUUUUUCCCCUUACCUUCCCCUACCCUACCCC
This is a messenger RNA of Delphinapterus leucas (beluga whale), 2119 nucleotides long. It is a transcript of the gene POU3F1, whose product is annotated as POU class 3 homeobox 1. NCBI's taxonomy places the organism in Eukaryota, Metazoa, Chordata, Mammalia, Artiodactyla, Monodontidae. The record is from RefSeq and is a predicted model, not a curated record. Gene Ontology annotation, molecular function: DNA-binding transcription factor activity, RNA polymerase II-specific; RNA polymerase II cis-regulatory region sequence-specific DNA binding. Gene Ontology annotation, cellular component: nucleus. Gene Ontology annotation, biological process: regulation of transcription by RNA polymerase II; brain development.